Molecule: messenger RNA, 3407 nt
Organism: Micropterus salmoides (largemouth bass)
Lineage: Eukaryota; Metazoa; Chordata; Actinopteri; Centrarchiformes; Centrarchidae
Gene: st6galnac
Product: ST6 (alpha-N-acetyl-neuraminyl-2,3-beta-galactosyl-1,3)-N-acetylgalactosaminide alpha-2,6-sialyltransferase
Exons: 10
Coding region: 360-1766 (468 amino acids)
Molecular function (GO): sialyltransferase activity
Source: RefSeq, a predicted model, not a curated record
GUUGCUCAUUUCACAAUGGUCCCGCCCAGACAGCGCCGAGCCUGGCAGCGCAGCAGCUCCACAGUAUAUGAGCAGCAGAGCUCCCAACUUAGAGGAAAUAUGUCUACCAUCAUGAAGGAGAGGCUGAGACUACAGAACACAGGAGAUUUUCUACUGUUGUGCUGAGAGAAGCCCAGAGUGGAGCCAAGCUCCUGUUGUGGGCUAAUUAAAUCCCCACCUCCGCUGACACCCCGCCUUCCCUGGUUGACCGGAAACAGUCCAGAGCAGGACACCAUCCUCGCCGGCCUCCUCUGCCUCCUGAUGUUCCUUCAGGCAGGGCGAACACACUCAGUCUGCCGGUCGCACACACCUUGACGGGGAUGGCCCUCCAGAGGAGGCUGGUGGUUGGCGUGUUGACCGUCAUCUCCCUGCUCUGUGUCUACAUCCUGUGUGUGAACCUGGAGGUGCCACUGUCCUGGUCCUUAACGCCUCUGAAACACGACUACACAGCGGGCGCUAGCAACGUCUCAAGAGACUCCGAGGAGCCUCUUGACAGCGCGACCCGGCCGCCCUCUGCCUUACACUUUCACAUAGAGCACCAGGUUCUGCAUGAACACACACAUGCCACGCAGACUUUAAAGACUCAAACAUCCAAAGUCUCUAAACAAAAAGUAGAGAACAACGUCCUGGAUGUCUCAAAGUCCAGCUCCAGUUCUGAUGGCCUGGAUAAAACCUGGAUCAGGACCAAAGGCCCUACACCGAAGCCUCAGUGGAUCACUCAGGCAGCCAGGACAACAGAGCCUUCCUACAUUGGAGACACUUACAUGAGUGAAGACGUCCCCCCACAAACGGACUGCCCAGACGGCAUCCAAAGUCGGGUCACACAAACGGAAUUUGGUGAGAGGUUUCUGAAAAACAUCCCAGUCCUGCAGUGGGCCAAACACGUCACUCCUGAACAGCACCAGCGCCUGAGCCGGUACCCAGGGGCACAUGGCUGGGGGGGGGUCGACUAUGAGACAUUGGUGGAAACUCUGUCUGUCCUCAAUUCGUCUGCUAACUGGCAGAUGUUCGACGACUGGAAGGAUCGCAGCAGUAAACCAGAGUGCAUCCGCUGUGCUGUGGUGGGGAACGGUGGGAUCCUGAAUAAUUCAAAGAAAGGGGAGGAGAUCGACGGUCAUCACUAUGUGUUCAGGACCAAUGGCGCAGUCAUUAAGGGCUUUGAGAAGGAUGUGGGGUCUCGUACCACCCACUACACGUUCUCCACCAACACAAUGGUCAACUCCAUGAGGAGCUACGCAGGUGCCGGGUAUAGAGGACCACCUCAGUCAAAGGAAACGCGAUACAUUUUUCUGCCAGAUCACGACCGUGACUACCUGCUGAUGAAGGCUGCAGUGACACACACUCGAGUAGAGAGAGGGUCUGAGCAGAACAAAGAUCCUUCCAAGUACUUUGGAGAGGACCUGUCAAUAGAAAAGUUCAAGAUGUACCACCCCGAUUUCAUCCGUUACCUCAGAAACAGAUUCCUUCGUUCUCCAAGUCUGAAAAAAUUUAGGAACAUUUACCGGCCGACAACGGGAGCUGUGAUGCUGCUGGCUGCACUGCACACCUGCAGCAAGGUGAGUGCGUACGGCUUCAUGACCCCAGACUAUAAGAGCUACUCUGACCACUACUUCGACAUCAAGCACCACCCAGUGGCCUUCUUCGCCAACCACGACAUGCGUAUGGAACUGAUUCUGUGGCAGCAGCUGCACCAGGCGGGUCUCAUACAACUGUACAUGCACAAGUGAAGUCACGUCAACCGAAAACUGUCUGCGCACGAGUUACCAGCGUGGGAACGUGAUAACGGGACAACCCUGCCAGUCUUGUCUUAAAAUGUUGAGGACUUUCUGAAUUAAGAAUAAUACAAAGAAGACUUUGAGAAGAGUUUGUUUGUUUUGGAGUUGUGUGUUUUUUUUUUUGUUUUUUUUAUGAAGGAAAUAUUUUCUUCUACAAUUACUGCUGCUAUGAAUUUGACUGAUUUAUUCAUCAGUAUAAGGUUGUUGUGUUUUUUUAAAUCAUUAUCCCAGAACGCAUGUUUUGGUGAUUUGAGGGUCAAAAUGGGUCCAGACACUUAACUUUAAACCAGGCUAAAUAGCUUGUUCCAGUAAUUCAAUUCUUGUUGCUCUUUGUGUUUUUAGUAUGUUUCAGAGUAUAAUUAAGAGACACAAAGAGGGAGGGAUUGAAAGAACAUGUUUAUGAAAGUGAGUUAACAUGCUCUUAGAGUAUGUAGUGUAAAAGCGCUUUGAGUGGUCAAAGACUAAAAAGGCGCUAUCCAAGUACAGAGCAUUUACAUUUAGAGGGAACAUCUUAAGGGGUAUCAGUGCAGGUGGAGCAUCUGUCACAUUUUAUUGCCCCGAGUGUUUAUUUGAACAGAUAACGGGAUGGGUUUUACAUUGAGGGUAUAGAAUUACCACUCUGAAGUUUUCAUGGUUCAUAUUUCUGACUGCAGAGAAUCAAAAACCUUCUUGGACUUCAAUCCAUAUUAAAAAUUUAGCCUGGCUUACUAGUUUUAGCUUGUCAACCAUGUUUCUGGGAUGACUCUAGAGCGUAUCACACAAUCAGUCUCUGCCAGAGUUACAGUGGAGGUUCUUGUUAGUGGUACACAGUUUGUUGACAAGGGACAAGGCUGCAAUUGAGUUGGCCACUUGCUUAAAAUAUCCUGUCUCCCGGCCCUAAAAUGACGGUGCACUGCUGGCAGUGGCCAAAGUCUGUUCUGACAUUUAGUCAGAUUAUGUUCGGAGUCUGUCUCUGUAUAUUGUACUGUAGAAGCUCACAAAAACCCACGGAGUGUAACUAUAAAGCUCUUUGGGACACACGUUUGAACAUGAGAGGGCAUUUCAAGGCAUGUAACUUAUUAUAUUUUUUUUUCUUACAUUUCAUAGGCCCACAAGUGUACUUUUUUUUUUUUUUUUUUUUACAUGUUACCACACUGUGAUGAUAUGAACACUGUGUGCGGGCUCUACUUGACUUUCAGUGCCUUUUUUUUAAUGUGAAUCUGUUUGGUGACUGAAGUAGAAAUUCAGGAUUUUCCCACAACAAGACAAACGAGGAAGUCUGUGUCCUCGUCCCUCGGUUUGGAUUUUGGGACGUUCCCCGAGGACUCGUCUUAUGGAAUCUGCUUGUUUACCUGCCAGACCUGGACUCCUCUCUGCGCUGUGAUGAAGGGUCGAAGUCCAUAAAAAUGUAUUGCCACUCCUCUCAAACUGGACUAAGGCAUCAGAUCCUCAAUAAGUCUGUAUUGUGCUGACAGCAAUGACACAAACUGUAGGUCUGCUAGUAGGAGGAGAAAAGAAACCAAAGACACACUGUAAAUCAGGGAUAAUAUCCAAUCAGUACAUAUUCUAACUCUGAUAACCCUCUUAAAUCAGUAUAAAAGUAAACUGACUUUA